GUAUCACAGGGGCAGUUUCGUAUUCCUUGACUUAAGAACGUGUUUUCAGGGUCUUUCUCUUUUUUUAGAGUAACCUUUUAUCUCCCCAGAAGUGGAUAUUCAGUCGAAGAGACGGAAAUGAUUUCUUUGUUGAUUGUAAAACCGAAGAUAUAAGAAAAAAAUCUGAAGAAACCUUGCAAGACGAGAGAGAGUGAGCAGGGUAUUAGUUUAUCUGUCAGCUGGAGAACUGUCACACUCUCUCACGCGGUGUGGUAUAAACAACACCAGCCACACUGACUCCCGGGGCGCGCUCUCGUGCCUGUGUGCUGCCCUUCUGAAACCGGGUGUAAUUUUUGUAAAUGCACGAGAAUUACAAGCAAGCCAAGCUGUUUUAUGUUAUUUCAGCGACGGUCUACAUCUCUUCUGUGAUCUAAAAUACAUAUAUGUGUGUGUGUAGCAAGACGUACAGACAGAAUCUGUAUAUCAACUAAUUACCAUACAGAGAAAACAAGAAAAUAGACUAUUUGAACAUUAAAAAACAUUCACAUUCGCCAUGAACGUGUGUAAGUUCUUCAUGGUACUUUUGUGUGCGUGCAACUUCCAUGGAAUCACAGGUGAGGGUCUCAGAAAGUCACACCCUUUCUUCAGCGCCUCCGUGCCUGCUCCCCCAGCCCACAGAGCUGAGAAAGAAGACAGGUCGUCUUCGCCCAGAUCGAAGCCCCUCCCUCCACUUUACCUCCUGAAGCACGCUGACGGCGGGAGCGAAAUCAAGCCCGGACCGGAGCCGCCCCUAGGCCUCUCCUCCGCGAAGCACAAGUCUACCUUCAACGACCUCAGCGUCUCGGAGGAGCAGAAGUCUCCAGAGGCCGACCCAAACCGACGGCUUUCUUCGCUGGCGUCCUUUCACAAUGGAGGACACGCAGACUGCGAUGGCUCGUCCUCGCUCGCGCCCACCAGCAUCGCUCCCGUGCCGCUCCCGGGCCCGAGGACCUGCCAGAGCUCGGCGACGGCGAAGGAGGGCGAGGGGAGCUUGUUGCCUGAAGUGUGCGACAAGUGCCCGAGGACGGAGGCCAAUCUGAAUGCCCUCGACCCGUGCAUGUGUGUGGGAAUCAACGGUUCAAGCUCGGGUAUGAUCAGCAUCACGUGCCCAACCUCCAUGGCAACACUGGAUCAACUAGAAAGUAUUCUAACUACGCCUAAUUAUAUUACCUAUGACGUCUUCAGCUUUACCCUAAAAGGCUCGAACGUGUCCGGCGUGCUAACCCAAGACACGUGGGGCAACCUAACGUUCCAUCAGGUGGUCAUCGAAGGGAACCAGAUCACGCAAGUCGACAAUAAGGCUUUUGCUAAAUCGGCUGAGACGCUUACUUUCCUCAGUCUUUUUAACAACAAGAUUGACUAUUACGUAACGAGCAGCCAUAACGACCUGCCCAAGCUGCGGACUUUGGUGCUCAAGCAGAACAAGAUCACGGUCAUCUUCGCCAGCGCCUUCAGCUACGCCUCUCUCAGGGAAAUUGAUCUUUCGCACAACGAGAUCGCCACCAUCGGCAAGGAAGCUUUCGCAGACCUUGAUAAACUCGAGAUUCUCUCCCUCUCCUACAAUAAACUGACGAAGCUGGAAAACGACUGGUUCAAGUUCCACAAUCACCAUCCAGACUCCAGUUUCCUGCAGAUCGAUCUCUCGCACAAUAAUAUUGACUUCAUAGAAGAGCGUGCAUUCCCCGACCUGUGCAACGUUCAGAUCGACCUCCGCUACAACCAGCUGACCACCCUCUCCGAAGCAGUGUUCCGUCCCAUCAUCAUCGCCAGUUCCUACUUUGCUCGGUUUUUAUUCGAAGGCAACCCUAUAGUAUGUGACUGCAGCAUCCUGUGGGUAGUCGAAGAUGACUUCAUUCCAACCCGCUUCGAUAACUUUAUCUGUCCCAAUCUCAACUUGCCUCUGUGGAUCGUGAAACCGGGGGAUUUAGGCAACUGUUCUCUAAUCUACUAAAGUCAUUUCCUAAAGCACGUUACUGAGCAGUAAAAUAUUUUGAAUUUACUAGGUAUGUAUAUGUCACAUACAACGUGAACUUUCGAAUGCAUCACGAUUAGAUAAUAACUUUCUAAUAUUAGUAUGAUCGCUCGCACCGGUCACUACAUCCAGAUAAAUUCAGUGUUUUCAAGGAAUCUGAUGCAGUGGGAUUUAUCUUAUUUGAAAAUUAUGCUGAUUUUCGACAGCUAGUAUGAUUAUUCAGUUAUGAAGUGUGAUUAGCACAAUUGAAUACAAUUUUAUGAAAGUCAUAUAACAAUGUCAUUGACACUGUACUGUUAUGAUAUCAGCUUUUGAAUAGUUAAUACCUCUUUUAUCACACAUACACACAUACCCACACAUACGCACAUACCCACACAUACAUUCACGCUCACACACACACACACACACACACACACACACACACACACACACACA
Molecule: messenger RNA, 2425 nt
Organism: Penaeus chinensis
Lineage: Eukaryota; Metazoa; Arthropoda; Malacostraca; Decapoda; Penaeidae
Product: oplophorus-luciferin 2-monooxygenase non-catalytic subunit-like
Exons: 7
Coding region: 533-1969 (478 amino acids)
Molecular function (GO): protein binding
Source: RefSeq, a predicted model, not a curated record